This is a messenger RNA of Cotesia glomerata, 2168 nucleotides long. It is a transcript of the gene Afg3l2, whose product is annotated as AFG3-like protein 2. The record is from RefSeq and is a predicted model, not a curated record. Gene Ontology annotation, biological process: mitochondrial protein processing; protein-containing complex assembly. NCBI's taxonomy places the organism in Eukaryota, Metazoa, Arthropoda, Insecta, Hymenoptera, Braconidae. Gene Ontology annotation, cellular component: m-AAA complex; membrane. Bases 1 to 1884 code for a protein of 627 amino acids. Gene Ontology annotation, molecular function: metalloendopeptidase activity; ATP hydrolysis activity; ATP binding. The transcript has 9 exons.
AUGUGCAUAUUUUACAGCGUGGUGGAAAAAUUAGAAGUUGUUAAUAAAAAAUGGGUUAGAGUGAGACUACUACCUGGUCAUACAGUCGAAGGAUCAAAUACAUUAUGGUUCAAUAUAGGUAGCACGGAUACCUUCGAGAGAAAUUUAGAAAAUGCCCAAUUGGAAUUAAAUAUUGAACCUCAGAAUCAUCUUCCUGUUGUGUAUAAAUCAGAAAUUGAGACGUCGACAAUAGGUUCCUACUUACCUACACUUCUUAUUUUAGCGGUUUUGAUACAAGCCAUGCGUCGAUCAGCUGCAUUUAUGGGCGGAAAAGGAGGAAAACGUGGUGGAAUAUUUGGUAGCGUAACAGAGUCCACGGCAAAAUUAAUAAAUCCAAAUGAAAUCGGCGUACAAUUCAAGGAUGUAGCUGGUUGUGAAGAGGCAAAGAUCGAAAUUAUGGAGUUUGUAAAUUUUCUUAAAAAUACACAGCAAUAUCUUGAUCUAGGAGCAAAGAUCCCUAAAGGUGCAAUACUUACAGGACCUCCUGGAACCGGUAAAACAUUGUUAGCGAAAGCAACAGCAGGUGAAGCCAAUGUUCCAUUCAUUACAACAUCUGGAUCCGAAUUUUUGGAGAUGUUCGUUGGUGUUGGUCCAUCUAGAGUAAGAGAUAUGUUUGCAAUGGCACGUAAACAUGCACCAUGCAUACUAUUUAUUGAUGAAAUUGACGCGGUUGGUAGAAAAAGAGGUGGACGAAAUAUUGGAGGCCAUUCCGAACAAGAAAACACUCUAAAUCAACUUCUAGUCGAAAUGGAUGGUUUCAAUACAACUACAAAUGUGGUAGUGUUAGCAGCAACCAAUAGAGUUGACAUUUUAGACAAUGCUCUUUUACGUCCUGGUCGAUUCGAUCGACAAAUAUUUGUUCCGGCUCCAGAUAUUAAAGGUCGUGCAUCGAUUUUUAAAAUUCACUUAAAGCCUUUAAAGUCAAAUUUAGAUAAAGAAGCUCUAGCAAGAAAAAUGGCAUCAUUGACUCCUGGAUUCACUGGAGCGGAUAUAGCUAAUGUUUGCAAUGAAGCUGCUCUAAUAGCUGCAAGAAACUUGUCGAAUAAUAUUGAUAUGAAAAAUUUUGAAGCCGCCAUAGAUCGAGUAGUCGCAGGUAUGGAAAAAAAGACAAAUGUAUUACAACCAGAAGAAAAAAAAACAGUAGCAUAUCACGAAGCUGGCCAUGCUGUCUCCGGUUGGUACUUACAGCAUGCAGAUCCAAUAUUGAAGGUAUCCAUUAUUCCUCGUGGAAAAGGCCUUGGUUAUGCCCAAUAUUUGCCACGUGAACAAUAUCUUUAUUCAACGGAACAAUUGUUUGACCGAAUGUGCAUGACGCUUGGUGGUCGUGUAUCUGAAGAAAUAUUUUUUAAUAAAAUAACAACAGGUGCACAAGAUGAUCUACAGAAAAUUACAAAGAUUGCUUAUUCUCAAAUAACAUCGUAUGGAAUGAAUGAUAAAGUCGGCAAUGUUAGUUUUGAACAACCACAACAAGGUGAUAUAGUAGUAGAUAAACCUUACUCGGAACAAACUGCGCAAUUAAUCGAUCAAGAAGUACGAGACCUCAUCGCGAGAGCUCAUGAUCGAACACAUAAACUAUUAUUGGAACACAAAGAUGACGUUGUGAAGGUUGCAGAACGACUCUUAGCAAAAGAAAUUUUAAGCAGAGAUGAUAUGAUAGAAUUACUGGGUCCAAGGCCAUUUCCUGAAAAAUCAUCGUAUGAACAGUUUGUUGAAGGCACUGGCUCAUUUGAAGAAGAUACUACACUUCCUGAAGGUCUUAAAGAUUGGAAUGUUGAAAAAAAGAGUACAAAACCAAAUGAAGACGAUAUUAAGAAUAAACCAUCAGCUUCAGAAAGUUCAAAGUAAUCUUCAUCCAAUGUAUAAAAUUGUUAAAACACCAGUCUCAGUAAUUAAUUUUAUUAAUAUUUGUAUUUAUUAUUUUUUAUGUAGGUCGUGUUUUAUUUAAGUAUUUCAUUCAUAUUUUUUACAAUAGUUUAAAAUAAAAAAAAAAAUUGAUAAAUCUUUGAGACUGUCAAUCGUAAAGUUAGCCUAAGCUUCUUUAUAACUAAAUUUGUGAAUAAAAUGAAUCAUGUGAAUCAAGAUCAGUUUUUAAUAAAUUUCACGACAAAAUGAAAAGUCAUCGAAUUGAA